CCUCCCCCAGAAGCUGGCAGGUUUUUCCAACGCCUCUCAGCGGUGCAUCACGGAGGUUUGGAAGCGGGUGGGGAAGACGCGGGCAACGACUGACCCUAUUACACUAAAAAUUGUACUCGGGGUUGGUUUGCCCGGACCGAUUUCCAGCCUAAUACCAGCAUACCUUCUCUCACAUUUCAACCCAGCCCUGACAUACCCUCUAAUGUCGGAUUUCAAGCUUGGGAUUGUUCGACUUGGCCGUGUGGCCGGGAAGACAAAGUACACUUUGAUUGAUGAGCAAGACAUACCAUUAGUGGAAAACUAUGCCUUUGAGGCUCGCAUGGAAGUUGAUGCAGAUGGGAAUGGGGCAAAAAUCUUUGCUUAUGCCUUUGACAUCGGUAAGGGUAGAUGGGCUGGUCGACCACUGCAUGAGUUACUCUGGGAAAAGCACAGAGGAGGAAUCGCUCCAAGUUUCCAAGUAGUUCACAUAAACUCAGUCACAGUUGACAACCGUCUAGACAACUUGCGCCUUGUUCCUGUGGGAUGGAGUCCCAAACCAGAAGAACUGUCCAGCAAACAACGAGAGCAGUCGCUGUACUGGCUGGCCAUCCAGCAGGUUCCCGCAGACCCAGUGGAAGAGCAGUAUUUGGAGUUGAGUCGCACACGCUACUACAAUGCCAAUGGAGAGCUGGUGGAAGAGGAGGAGUGCUCUUGCACCUACUAUGAGUGUCACUACCCACCCUGUUCGCUCAUUGAGAGGAGGCUGAGGGAGUUUAACAUCUGCGGCCGAUGCCAGGUGGCACGCUACUGCGGCUCACAGUGCCAACAGAGGGAUUGGCCGGCCCAUAAGAAGCAGUGCCGUGAGCGUAAACGGGUUCUGGCGCUGGAGUCUGAGCCCGAGCGAUGAUCCCCCUCGACCCCAGUUUGAAAAACGAGGGUCACAGGGGAUGUGGGGUGAGACUUGAGUUGAAAUGCAAAAACUGACUGGUUGGCUAGGGGACAAUUUUGGUGGGUUGGAUGGGCCUAUUGUGGGGGGGGGAAAAACAUACUUCCCAGAACUUUUACAUCUCCACAACUUGUCUAUGGGGAUUAUGGGAAAUGGAGUUUUUUUUUUUUUUUUUUUGUUGAGAAGGGAGGUCUUAAAAGCUCCACCUGCUGCUAUGGAUGCGUUUGAUGAAGAAAAACACCAUGCCGUCAUAACUCUUUCUCUAUGGACUGCAUUUGAGUAUUGACAGUCAUGCGCUCGCUUGUUCCAUCCACCCUUCUGUCACGAAGUAUUAGCCGCCGAGGGACAAAACUGCUGUACAACUGAUGGGAUGGAAUAUGGACCUCCUCACUGUACUACACUUCCUUCUCCUCUUCUCCCGGUUGAACUUCUUGUGCACAUAACCAAGCACAGUCACUCACCUGCCAUACCUUCUACAAGUAUACAGUUGAUAGCUGUGCAAAACCACACCACCAGUAUUGUGUGUGUGCAAUGCCAUUUUUUGACUGAAGGACAUGGAUGAAGUGGUUGAAUGUUUUGGUUUGUUUGUUUUGUUUGUUUGUUUGUUUGUUUGUUUUGUUUUUUGCUUUGCUUUAUGGAAAUUUUGUGGGGGCUGGUGUCGGGGAAUAUGCCUUCUUUGGGAGGCAGCGUCACUUUUCCUGUCUACCUGUUUUUUUUUUUUUUUUUUUUUUUUUUAAAGCAUUACAAUCCUAUUUACUCUUCCCACUCAUGUCAUGUUUAGUUUCACUUACCAUAACAAGCACUCAGUUUAGAGGGAUGUCCUGGGAAAAACUUGAAAACCCACAUGGAAAGUUGACUCUGAUUCAUGUUGUCAAUGUGUACUUGGAUGUCUAACAUUUUCAUUUGGGUCCCAGUCAUUCAGUGAUUAGUCGUCUUGUUUGUCUUAAAAUCUUUGUCAAAAUUUGUUUAACUUAUGAAUUGUUUUACUUUUUUUUUUUUUUUUUUUUUUUUUUUUUUUAAUGUCUCAUUUUGAUAUAAAAAUAUGUGCACACAAGUUCCAAGUGUGUCUUCCUCUUACGUCAAGGGCAACUCUACCAAACUGUGACGCGCACACACAAAUAAGCAUGUAUAAUAGAUGCAUACAUGUGACGUUUGUCUGCGUUCGUAUUCCGAAUAAUUUAUCUGGUUGGGGUUGAACACUGUGCACUGAAUAUCCUCACUUUGAUUCUUGUUCUUUUCUGAGAAAUGGGAGUCUGGGGUAGGUUGGUGUCUGUUCUUUUUAUUUUUUUCUAAGCUAUUACCAUACAAACAUUAAAUGCAUAAAUAUGUGAAUGGACAAAGUUUGUGAUAACUGACCAUCUCUUGUCACUGUAAAAUAUAAGAAUAAAAUUAAUGAAAUAAAAUCUCAAAAUAUGUAAAGGUUAA
Messenger RNA from Ctenopharyngodon idella (grass carp), 2350 nucleotides. It is a transcript of the gene zmynd19, whose product is annotated as zinc finger, MYND-type containing 19. The record is from RefSeq and is a predicted model, not a curated record. The transcript has 6 exons. The coding region runs from base 203 to 886 and encodes 227 amino acids. NCBI's taxonomy places the organism in Eukaryota, Metazoa, Chordata, Actinopteri, Cypriniformes, Xenocyprididae.